AUGACAAGACUUUUAAAUACCUUAAUUAUUUUUCAAUAGGACAAUGCAAAUAUGGUCCGAGAAGUGGAGGUAGAUAAAGUAGUCACGUUUGAGCAAAAAUAUGUUGAAGCAAUAAAGAAAUUAUGGAGUGAUCCUGGCAUCCAGGAGUGCUACGACAGACGUAGAGAGUAUCAGUUGUCUGAUUCUGCCAAAUACUAUCUUAGUGAUGUAGACCGCAUUAGUUCACCAGUAUAUGUACCAACUCAGCAAGACAUACUGCGGGUCAGGGUACCAACAACUGGAAUCAUUGAAUAUCCUUUUGAUUUGGAGAACAUAAUCUUCAGGAUGGUGGAUGUUGGAGGUCAGAGAUCUGAACGAAGAAAAUGGAUUCAUUGUUUUGAGAAUGUCACCUCAAUCAUUUUCCUAGUUGCACUAAGUGAAUAUGAUCAGGUUCUGGCUGAGUGUGAUAAUGAGAAUCGAAUGGAGGAGAGCAAGGCAUUAUUUAAGACAAUUAUCACCUAUCCCUGGUUUCAUAGCUCGUCAGUCAUUCUCUUCCUAAACAAGAAAGAUCUUCUGGAAGAAAAGAUCAUGUAUUCUCAUCUAGUUGAUUAUUUUCCAGAAUAUAAUGGUCCUCAACAAGAUCCCAUAGCUGCUUGUGAUUUCAUCUUGAAGACAUAUCAAAAUCAGAAUCCAGAUAAAGAAAAGGUCAUCUACUCUCACUUCACAUGUGCUACAGACACCGAGAAUAUACGGUUUGUCUUUGCUGCUGUCAAGGACACUAUCCUACAGCUAAACCUGAAGGAAUUUAACCUGGUAUAAAGGACAGACCCGACUUCACAUCACUCAAUACUUCUCGUCAAGCUGUUUUUACUCGACAGCUCAAAGUUGUACAUUUACAAAUUUGAAUCCAGUUCUAAGGUGAACUUGGUGUUGACACUGCAGAUACAUCACUUCUGUGUUCUGUUCAGAAUUUUUCAUGCACAGUUUUUCUAUUUGCAAAAAAUUGCUUGCGGAAUUCUGCACAUAUCUGAAAAAGGAUUUGCACAGAUGUUUAUAGCUUUAUUAACUGAGGUGUUUUUAUACAUUAAAAAAAAUUGCCGGGAUAUGGCUCAUGUUGAAAUGGACCUAAAUAUGUUUUCCAAAGGUGACUGUUUUACAACUUUUGUAAUAGUAAAUGCUCCCAGAUCUAGUUUUACAUAUCUCACUGUGUGAAAAAUAUAUGGCAUUCCUGGAAUCCAGAGGUUUACUGAAUGCAAAACAUUAUCGAAAAUAAAGGGUACAAAAGAACUUUAUGGUUCCCAUUAUGACUACUGGCUGGGUUGGCAUUUGGCAUACAGAGGAAUUUUAAUUGAGUAAAUGAUUGGUGUACACAACACGUACUUUGACUUCCUUUGACAUUUAUUCUGAUUUUAUCCAUUCAAUCCAUUUAGUAUCAUAGUGUAGAUUAAAUCACAGAUGUCUUCAACAUUUAAAAUACUGAUAUCAUUAAUUAUUGCUAUCAUUAAAAGUAAUGUAGAAUAAGCACAUUAAGAAUUUUGAAUAUGAGCUGCAAAAUUUAAUAGAAAAAGGAAAGAAAUUUUGAAGUUUUAUUAGCACAACAGAUUCCAGAAUGAUUUUUGUGGACUAAUGUAAAAUGUUUUUAUUCAAGCUAUUAAAACACAACUUGCUCACUUCAUUUGUGACCAAUGAUACACAUACAAGCUUAGAUUGUAGAAGACUUCCAGUCUGCUUUGAUGUUUGUGCUUUCAUAGAGUUGCAAAGGAUAGAUGGAUUUGCUUCACAGGAUUUUAUUUGUUCUAUUAUUAUCCUAAUAGAAAUUACUCCUAGGCACAUCAAGCUUAAAUGCUUACAGACAAUUGUAAAUACAUAUUCUAUAUAUAUUGCAUCUUUUCUAGCUUUCAACAUUAUUUAUCUUGGUCAAAAAGGGAUAUUAUUUGUUGAAAUAAUGUAGUAUCAGUAAUUGUAAAAGACUGUAAGGUGUUUCCACAUUUUGGAGAGUUAGGUAAGUAAUCACUUUUUGUUCUGAAGUUGAAAUAUAAUGUGUAAUGCACAAUUCUGCCAUAUUGCAUUUUGAUUUAAAAAAAAAACUCUUCACGGAUACAUUUUAUGAUGAGCAGAUCUGUUAGAGAUUAUAAUUUUUAAAGACCAACAAUGUCUUACCUUUUUGAGUUUUUACACUUUAUGCAAUAGGCCAUGGUUUUUGAAUGUUAAAGUAUUGUGCCUUGAAUUUGAACAUCAUAUAUAUGGAGGCUUGCUUUUGCUGUCAUAUCCCUUCUGAAUGUGACAGGAGUGAUGCAUCUGAAUGAAGUCAGUCUGCACUGUUAGCUUCUUUCAUCAUAAGUGCAUUUCAUUAUGUUACAUCCCUGAGAAUUGGUUGCUAAGGUGCACUAAAGCUGCGUAAUCCUUUGUGGAGGCCAACAUCAUCUGAGUUUUUAGUUUAAAACAGUAAAGGUUGUGCUUUCUUACUUUUACUUGAAUUCUUCAAUUUGCAAGAAAUCAAAAUAAAACUGAAUAUAGAAGACACUGGCUUAGAUGUUAAUAGACCUGGGUGAUAUAGACAAACAGAGUUUGACAAAAUGAAAUAAAAACUGAAAGAACUGUGGAUGCUGUAAAUCAGGAACAAAAACAGAAGUUGCUGGUAAAGCUCAGUAGGUCUGGCAGUAUCUGUGAAGAAAAGAUCAGAGUUAAUGUUCGGGUCCGGACCCAAAAUGAGAACUCUGAUUUUUUUGUUCACAGAUGCUGUCAGACCUGCUAAGCUUUUCCAGUAACUUCUGUUUUUGUUUGUGAAAAAUGAAUAUAUGGACAAAUGUGUUUCUGCACAUUAUUAUGGAGUCUUAAUCUGUGUGAAGGUUCAUUAUACAGUACAUCCCCCCCCCCCCCCCCACCUUGGUGUUCAUAAAUUACGCAUCUUUUAAGCAUCUUUUAAAUUUGUGAAAGGAAUUAACACAUCUUCACUAGGAUUUGAUUUAAAUCAUAUUCUGGAGUGUGUAUUUGAGCAGACAGUUUGGUGUUGAUUCAACAUGUUAUGCAUGCUAUGAUAGCCAAAAGGUCCUUUCAUUUGGAGAAAGCCACUUGUCUGAAGUAGGAAUUUCUAAUCUUGAGUAACUGAAUUUGCAAAUUUGCAAUCUGGGAAUCAGUUACAUAAUUUGGAUAAAUAAUGUUAUUUCAGUAGCUAUAGAUUGAAACCUAUCUGUACAUAUUACAAUUGUUAAGAAGUUGACCAAUAGGUGCCAAGCAGAAUGCUGUCGCCAUAAACAAAGAACUUGCCAAAUACCAUGUUUUCAGAAGGUGCUAAAAUAGAUGAUAGAAGGAUAAAAUCUUAAAUGCACUUUUAGUAUCCUUGUUUCAGCUACAUCACACUUGUAUUUUGUUUUAUUGUUUCAAGUUAGCUAAAUAUGUAUAUUUCACUCUUUGGGUAGGCUUUUAGAUUCAAUAAAUUGCAGCUGUUAAAAUCUGACACAAAGAUUGUUAGGAUUUUUCUAUUCUUGUUUUGUAAAGUAUUUUGUUGGUCAUUAAUUAACUGAUCUGUACUUUGAAAUUAAACACGUUUCGUAUUUGGUAAUGCUGCUGUUUUAAACUGAAAUUAAACACAAACUUGGUUCUUA
Molecule: messenger RNA, 3584 nt
Organism: Rhincodon typus (whale shark)
Lineage: Eukaryota; Metazoa; Chordata; Chondrichthyes; Orectolobiformes; Rhincodontidae
Product: guanine nucleotide-binding protein subunit alpha-14
Exons: 5
Biological process (GO): adenylate cyclase-modulating G protein-coupled receptor signaling pathway; action potential; phospholipase C-activating dopamine receptor signaling pathway
Cellular component (GO): heterotrimeric G-protein complex
Molecular function (GO): guanyl nucleotide binding; G-protein beta/gamma-subunit complex binding; GTPase activity
Source: RefSeq, a predicted model, not a curated record